Messenger RNA from Funneliformis geosporum, 323 nucleotides. The record is from the annotation of a GenBank genome assembly. Lineage: Eukaryota; Fungi; Glomeromycota; Glomeromycetes; Glomerales; Glomeraceae.
AAAUGAUGCAGUUUCUCAAGCCGGUUCCAACCGAUAUUCUUCAACGAGCUAUGCUUCCUCCGGACAUCGUUCCAUCUAUAAUGAUGAUCUCGAAAUGUACUGGAACGAGUUCGUAGCUAUUUUCGAUCAAAAAAGAAAAAGAGGUGGGAGGUCUCCUACACAAAUGUAUAACAUAUUGUCUGAAGAGAUUAGACUUAGCCCCGCCACAUUGGCCAGUUUCUAUCGUCAUCAAAAGGUUCCGAGAGUCACAACAAUGGAUAUACUUAUUCCUUGGAUCGAAAGAGAAGGAAGGAAAAGGGUAGUUAGGUUUGGGGGUAAUAAUG